This is a messenger RNA of Guillardia theta CCMP2712, 1197 nucleotides long. RefSeq lists its product as hypothetical. The record is from RefSeq and is a predicted model, not a curated record. The coding region runs from base 1 to 1197 and encodes 398 amino acids. The transcript has a single exon. Gene Ontology annotation, molecular function: protein binding; NAD+-protein-arginine ADP-ribosyltransferase activity. NCBI's taxonomy places the organism in Eukaryota, Cryptophyceae, Pyrenomonadales, Geminigeraceae.
AUGGUGCGAGACCAUGCCGGAUUGACAGUCCUGCAUUGGGCGGUGAAGAGAGAAUCUGAAGAGAUUGUGAAGCGCUUGCUAAAGGUGGGAGGGAAGGAGCUGAUUGAAGUCAGAAGCAGCGAUGGACUCACUGCAAAAGAUAUCGUGAUUCGAAGGCAAAACAAGACCAUCAUGGCGGCGAUAGAAGCCGCGGAAAGAGCAGCUGAAGCAGACAAUCAGAUGCCGUACAAGAGGGCACAGGAGUUGAUAGAACGAUACAGUACAACAGAUCAAACAGAAGGAACAAAGUUGCUGAGCCUGGAGGAGUACAAGACGUUGAUCAAUCUCAUGCUGAAGGCGCAUGAAGGCAGCCUUGCGGAGUCAAGAUCAGAGGACCGGUUCAAGUCCGACCCCAGGACGCUUGUGUGCGGGCAAUUUAAACAUGCGGCUCAGGGUCUGGAGCCGCUGCUGCAGGUGAAGCUGAAAGAUGCUGUCUACGACAAGAUGAGGGAUGCGAUCAACAGCAUGAGGGAGGAGGUGGAGAGGCUCGGAGCAGAGGAUUUGAGGGAGGACUUGGAGUACGUGCUGUCGGAAGCUGCGAGGGAGGAAGAGAAGGAUAAGGGUAUCAUGGACAAGGGCCAUGCAGGGAUGAGGCUGAGAGAUUUCAAGAACCAUACAAUGGCACAGCAAGCAAACCUUUCCGAGGAGGAGGUGGCGGCCCUGCGCCUCUACACGCUGCCGAGCUUCACUCACAUCAAUAACCCGCUGCGAGAUCAGAACCGUGUGAAAACGAAGCAGCCGCACCCUCUCCCCCUCAUCACCUUCCUCAUCGUCGAGGGCCUCAAGAAGAUGCGAGCAAUCGAAGGAAUCAACGGCACGGGGAUGGAGUCUACGGUGCUGUGGCGCGGGAUGAAGAACUUGAUCUUGUCCGAUCAGUUCGUGGCGGAGGGAGGGACUGAACUGGCCCCCAUGUCGACAUCGCGAGACCUCCAUGUUGCUGCCGGAUACAGCAUGAGUGGACAAGCCUUGGUGUUCCGCAUCAAGACAAGGAACAGCCUGCAGAGGGGAGUAGACGUAUCUUGGCUGUCUGCCUUCCCGGCGGAAGAGGAAGUGCUCUUUCCUCCAUUGACGUACCUGCAACCGACUGGUUUGACACAAGAGGUUGAGCUGGGGAAGUACAAGUACAAGAUCGUGGAAGUAGAGCCAACGUUAGCAUGA